AUGGAGCAUGUACAUAAUGUGUCUGAAUUCAUUCUUUUGGGACUCUCUCAGGAUCAGGAGUUAGAGAAAGUCUUUUUUGUGUUAUUUCUGUUCUUCUAUAUACUCAUUGUGUUUGGAAAUCUCCUUAUUAUUGUCACUAUAAAGAACAGUCAGAAUCUGAACUCUCCUAUGUAUUUUUUUCUUGUUUACUUGUCCUUUUUAGACCUCUCCUACUCUUCCAUAACAGCCCCAAAGCUGAUUGCAGAUAUGCUUGUGAAGAGGAAAGUCAUCUCCUUCAGUGGCUGCAUGGCACAGCUCUUCUUAAUGCAUUUCCUUAGCUGCACUGAGGUAUUCAUACUCACAGUGAUGGCCUAUGAUCGUUACAUUGCAAUCUGUAAACCUCUCCAUUACACUACCAUUAUGAGCAAGCAUGUGUGCAACCGGAUGGUGGUGGCAUCAUGGGUGGGGGGAUUUAUUCAUUCUAUCACACAAACUCUUCUUACAUUCCAGCUCCCCUUCUGCGGGCCUAAUGUGAUCGACCAUUAUUUCAGUGAUGUUUACCCUUUGCUGAAGCUGGCUUGCACUGAUGUUCACAUUGUUGGCAUAUUAGUUGUUGCCAAUAGUGGGAUGAUUUCUAUUGUUUGUUUUCUUGUCCUAUUUGUAUCUUAUGUUGUCAUUUUAGUUUCCCUGAGAACUCACUCUUCAGAAGGGUGUAUCAAAGCCCUUUCCACCUGUGCCUCACAUAUCGUUGUAGUUGUUCUAUUUUUUGGACCAUGUAUGUUCAUCUACCUACGCCCUUCCAUCACCUUCUCAGAGGAUAAGAUGGUCUCUGUUUUCUAUACAAUUAUUGUUCCCAUGCUGAAUCCAUUGAUCUACACCCUGAGAAAUGAGGAGGUGAAAAGUGCCAUGAAAAAAUUAUGGAGCAGAAAACUGAGUUUGGAUAGGAAACAAAAAAUAUCAUGGGUAGAAUGA
Messenger RNA from Alligator mississippiensis (American alligator), 951 nucleotides. RefSeq names its product olfactory receptor 4S2-like. The coding region runs from base 1 to 951 and encodes 316 amino acids. Lineage: Eukaryota; Metazoa; Chordata; Crocodylia; Alligatoridae. The transcript has a single exon. Gene Ontology annotation, molecular function: olfactory receptor activity; G protein-coupled receptor activity. Gene Ontology annotation, cellular component: membrane. Gene Ontology annotation, biological process: G protein-coupled receptor signaling pathway. The record is from RefSeq and is a predicted model, not a curated record.